GGGGCAGCACCAUCACGUGAGACCGGGCCCGGCUGGACGCGGCUGCCGGGAGCGCGCCGGUGUUCGCUGGUGCCGGACACGAACCCCCGGGCCCGACCUUUGCCUCACAUCCCUUCCCCAGACUGGGGCUGGAUUGGGGAGCGGGGGUUCGGCUUACAGGAGGCGGCGCUCGCUCCCUCUCGCGACCCCUGGAUUUUUUUCCCUGCAGUUGUUCGGGAAGGUGGAGCCUGGGGCCACCCCCGCGGGCAGGUGCCGGAUGGCGGCGGGGACCGAUGCCCCCUACCCUUCCGACUCCCUGCAGGAAUUCCCGCACGCCCCCCAAAAGAGCCCCCCGGCCGGGGGGGUGCCCCCAGCCACCGACCUGGUGCUUGGGGCCACGGCCGGGUGCUUGGCCUGCUUCCUCACCAACCCGCUGGAGGUGGUGAAGACGCGGCUGCAGCUGCAGGGCGAGCUGCAGGCCCCGGGCACGUACCCCCGGCCCUACCGCGGGGUGCUGCGGGCGGCCGUGGCCGUGUGCCGGGCGGACGGGCUGGGGGGGCUGCAGAAGGGGUUGGCGGCCGGGCUGCUCUACCAGGGGCUCAUGAACGGCGUCCGCUUCUACUGCUAUUCCCUCGCCGAGGACGCCGGCUGGACCGGGUAUCCCGGCGGGACUGUGGCCGCCGGGGCCGUGGCCGGGGCGGUGGGAGCCAUCGUGGGUAGCCCCGCGUACCUGCUGUGUCCCCCGCGUCUGUCGGAGGGGCUGAAACUUCCCCUCAAAAUCUGCCGAGAAGAUGAUGGGAGGGACCACAGCCGGUCCCAGCGGGGGCACUGGAGAGUUUUGUCACCUGGCAUUGUCGCCCCCAAGGUUAAGACCCACCUCCAAGCCCAGACACUGUCGGCCAUGGCCGUGGGCCACCAGCACAACCAUGAGAGCAUCUCCAGUGCUUUCAAGAACAUCUACCAGCAGCACGGGGUGGUGGGGCUGUGGCGGGGGGUGACGGGCGCCGUGCCCCGCGUGACCGUGGGCUCGGCCGUGCAGCUCGCCACCUUCACCUCUGCCAAGGACUGGGUCUGUGAGCGCCAGUGGUUCAGGAAGGGCAGCUGGGCGGCGGUGCUGGCGGGGGGCAUGGUGAGCGGUGUGGCUGUGGCCGUGGCAAUGACGCCUUUUGACGUGAUCAGCACCCGUCUCUACAACCAGCCGGUGGACACCGACGGCACAGGCAAGCUCUACCGAGGUUUUUUGGAUUGUAUCCUGCAAAUCUCCAGCAGAGAGGGGCUGCUGGGCUUGUACAAGGGCAUCGGCGCUGUCUACUUCCGCCUCGGCCCCCACACUGUCCUCAGCCUCUUCUUUUGGGACAAGCUCAGGGACAUGGUUCAGCACUAGCAGCCCCAAGGGCUGUAGGACAGACUCCUGCCACCACCACCGAUGUUAAUAAAGAGGUUUUUCUA
Prinia subflava (tawny-flanked prinia) is the source of this 1428-nucleotide messenger RNA. RefSeq names its product solute carrier family 25 member 34 (gene SLC25A34). The coding region runs from base 257 to 1363 and encodes 368 amino acids. The transcript has 5 exons. The record is from RefSeq and is a predicted model, not a curated record. Lineage: Eukaryota; Metazoa; Chordata; Aves; Passeriformes; Cisticolidae.